Messenger RNA from Apus apus (common swift), 2426 nucleotides. RefSeq names its product PEST proteolytic signal containing nuclear protein (gene PCNP). Gene Ontology annotation, cellular component: nucleus. Gene Ontology annotation, biological process: proteasome-mediated ubiquitin-dependent protein catabolic process; protein ubiquitination. NCBI's taxonomy places the organism in Eukaryota, Metazoa, Chordata, Aves, Apodiformes, Apodidae. The transcript has 5 exons. The record is from RefSeq and is a predicted model, not a curated record. Bases 31 to 567 code for a protein of 178 amino acids.
UGCGCGGCGCGGGAGGCGGAGGCGGGGAAAAUGGCGGACGGCAGAGCUGAGGGGGAGAAGGCGAAGCGGCCGCAGCCCGGAGGAGGACCUGAAGAAGAGGCAGAAAAACCUGUGAAAACUAAGACUGUUUCUUCCAGUAAUGGAGGAGAAAGUUCGAGUCGCAGCGCAGAGAAACGGGCAGCUAAAGAAGAAGCUGAAGACUUCACCACAAAGCCUGCUCCUGCCAAAAUGUCCAAGUUUGGAUUUUCCAUAGGCAGUCAGACAGCAAAGAAGGCAUCUGCAAUAUCCAUCAAACUAGGAUCAAGUAAGCCUAAAGAGCCUGUUCCAACCCUUGCUCCAAAAACCCUUUCUGUAGCAGCAGCUUUCAAUGAAGAUGAAGAUAGUGAGCCAGAAGAAAUGCCUCCAGAAGCCAAGAUGCGCAUGAAGAACAUUGGAAGGGAUACACCAACCUCAGCAGGACCAAAUUCCUUCAAUAAAGGAAAGCAUGGUUUUUCUGACAACCAGAAGCUAUGGGAACGAAAUAUAAAAUCUCAUCUUGGAAAUGUCCAUGAUCAAGAAAAUAACUAAAUGAUGUGGCUUGAGAGUUGGGUGUCUGGGGGGAGGGGAGGGCGUAACGUUAAAGGAACAGUUUCCUUUUUUAAGAAUGGUAUAAGACUAUCUUUGGAGCCACUUUUUUAAGAUUUCGAGUGGUACACUAAUAACUGAGUUUGAAAUUAGAGGUAAUUUAUGUUUUGUAUACAGAUUUCAAGGCAUUUGCUAAUUUUGUAGUUCCAUGUGAUUAGUUUCAAAAGGUUACAGAUAAUAAAGAAAUUGGAGUGGUACCUUUUUAAGAUUUUUUUUUAAAUUUAUUUUUUUUUGGUCAGUGGUUAAUGAAGGUGGAUUAAAAAGGUUACUGUCUCUUUAAUCAGGUUAACAUUGAAUGCUCUUGCAUUCUCACUUCUGGCUCCCUCUUCAUAACAGAAGAAACAAUUGACUCGUAGGAAUACUGCUAAAGAAAGUGAGCAUUGGCUUGUGCUAGAAGUGUUACUGGACUAUUAAUUUGAAUAUAAACUUAUGCAGGAAAUAAUAAGAACCUGGAUUAUUUUUUUUCUCCCUACAGUCACCUUCUGUUCAGUCUCUGCAAACUAGGAAUUAUGUUGCUCUGAGUGGCUCUGGUAACUUAGCUCUAAUUUUGUUUAAAACUUCAUGUAGGAUGUGUAACCUUCUGUGGUCUGUUUCAUCCUAAGAAAAUGGACCUUGUCUGUAAAUUAGAUACAGUCUGUAAAGAAUAUUCAUUACAAAGGUAAAUCAGUAUUUUCAGUGUGCUCCUCUUAAAUCAUUAUUAGCCUUGAGUAGUGCUUGUUAGGAUUUCCUUGUGGCACACAAAAGCCACUACAAAAAAGACAAGCUAACGUACAUUAAGCUUCACAUGUGGUUGAAUUAUUUUUCUUUACUAUGGCUAGAAGGAAUAAAAGCCACACCAAAAAUGGGUAACUCACUGCUUAAGUAUGAAAAAUCUAAGAUGCACUUUCCCUGUCUUGCUGUUUAAAACAAAAUGCCUUGAUGCCUGUGACCUCAGUGGAUACUAUCAGGUUAAAGAAGAAUCCUCUUUGCAGUCCUAAUGCUUCUAACAAGUGUCAACUUCCAAAGCAAAACUCGACCUUUUCCCACCUGUCUGGCUUUUGCAGUCAUUUGCAGCAAUGUUGAUAGUUUGGUUAUUUUACUUCCUAGCUUUCAUACUGCAGAACAGUGCUGUAGGAUUUCAAGCCUAGCAAGGACUGACUAAAUUUCAGUCUAAUUCAGAUUGCGUAUUUUAAAAACAUUGUACUAGCAGAACUGAUAAAGAAAACGUCAUCAACAGCAACACACUCCCCCAGCCCUCCAAACAUAAGGUUCUUUUAAAAUUGGAACACCUGAUAGUGUCGACCACUAAAAUCAUGUCAGCCCGCAACUGGUUGUAGAAUUCUGUAUGUUAAUUGCUUUCAUCCUGCCUCUAAAACCUUUCUUCAUGCUAAAGUUGAAACCUGCGAGUGCAGAAAGGAAAGUGCAUCUUUAAGUGUAUUUUUUAUUAUUAUUAUUUUAGGAAAGCUCUGACCACUUAGACCUUUGAGUUUGUAAGUUCUAAAACCUAUUUUUUUGUAUUUUUGUAUUGUAUGUGUAAUCUUUUUUUCUUUUGAAGUCUGAUGCAGUUGAAUACCUGUAACUAUUUUCUUUAAAAGCCUUGUUAUAAACGUAACAUAAAAACGUAUACAUUAUUUUCUUUUUCAUAGCAGAAAUCUUUGGUUUAUUUAAAACAAAACACACUUUCAUAAAUUUACUUUCAGGACUUCCAAAACUGGUUUGGGCAUUACUGGAACUAGGCAAGGCAAAAUUAAGCAUUUACUUUUCACUUAUUUUUAUCACAUGUGGCUAUGUUUGUUGAAAUAAAUCCCUUUAUGAUAGUGGUA